AUGGCGCCCGCAAAAAAGAAAGCAUGCACCCACCAGACCGUCCUCAUCGACGCGUCAGACUACGGCCGCAAGACCGCCGGCUUCGAGCGCGUGCCCGUUGACAAACGCAUCGCUGCAACGACGCGCUCCGGCAGAGUCCCCGACGGCGGUGCAUCGUCGCCCGGCCCCGUCGCCGCCCCGGACGCCUCCACUUUUCCCGGCCCGCUCGUCCUCCCUGACGACGAGCUCGCGCUGCACCCGCGGUACCCCCCGCAAAGCCUGCGGUCGUGGAUCAACGGCGGGUACCGCAACCCGAUCACGCACGACCGCAAGACGCUGUACGUCGCGGACGUGCCGCGGAUCGAUGACAGCGCGGCGUUUAUGCGGGAGUGGGCGGAGCCGGAUGUCGAGGACCUGGUUGACCCGGCGGAGUUCCCGCGGCUGGAGCACCCUGACACGGCGGACUUGAUGGGGUACUUGGCGGCGUUUUAUUAUCCCCUUGAGGUGAAGUUGCUGCCCACGCCGAUGAGGUUCGUUCGCUGGGAGGCCAGGGGGAAGGCGGACAUGGUCGGGCUGGCGACGGGCGACAAGACGGUGGUGGGCGUGCGGGCGCGGCCGAGUAAAGAUGAGAUUGCAAGGAUGCAGCUGAAUUUGAGCGACUUGCUGGACGCGCUGAUGGGGGUGGUGCCGCGGGACGCGUAUGCGGCACCGCGGGGUUAG
This is a messenger RNA of Colletotrichum chrysophilum, 699 nucleotides long. RefSeq lists its product as uncharacterized. The record is from RefSeq and is a predicted model, not a curated record. Gene Ontology annotation, molecular function: peptidase activity. Gene Ontology annotation, biological process: proteolysis. The transcript has 2 exons. Lineage: Eukaryota; Fungi; Ascomycota; Sordariomycetes; Glomerellales; Glomerellaceae. Bases 1 to 699 code for a protein of 232 amino acids.